Messenger RNA from Cataglyphis hispanica, 999 nucleotides. Its product is annotated as lysozyme-like. Gene Ontology annotation, molecular function: lysozyme activity. Bases 184 to 660 code for a protein of 158 amino acids. NCBI's taxonomy places the organism in Eukaryota, Metazoa, Arthropoda, Insecta, Hymenoptera, Formicidae. The transcript has 4 exons. The record is from RefSeq and is a predicted model, not a curated record.
CCGCUCUUUCUGCGCCUCCACCUCCACCUCCAUCCUCCAUCCUUGUCUCCAUCAUACGACUGCUAUCACCGUAUAUAAGAAAGCGAUCGUCGAGGCCGGCUCCGAAAGCGUGCAUCAUCUCGCGACGAGCAUAGUUCGCUAAUAUAGUUGUUUCUUGCGGAUCGGCAGCAAAAUAUUUUCGAGAUGACAUCUUUCGCGGGACUUUCGUGGAUCAUUGCAACAAUAAUCGCACUUUUUAGCAUUUGUAUCUACGCUCAAGGGCCAGCUUCGUCCAGUCAACAACUCGUAUCACAAGUCUGCUUAGGCUGUAUAUGCGAAGUGACUUCGGGAUGUAACACCACUAUCGGUUGCCAUGAUUCGGUUUGCGGACCAUUCGCUAUAACAUGGGGCUAUUGGUCUGAUGCUGGCAAACCAACACUAAACAAUGAGCCGAGCAAUACCGAUGGUGCUUAUCCCCGAUGUGUCAACGAUCCUUAUUGUGCUGCUCGUACGAUACAAGGCUACAUGGCCAAAUUCGGUCAGGACUGCACUGGAAACGGAAUGAUCGAUUGCGAUGAUUAUCUACGUAUUCAUCGAUUGGGCGGAUACGGCUGUACCGGUUCAUUAGACAGUAAAUAUGAAAAUAAAUACAAAUUAUGUAUACAAACUUACGGGCGCUAAUAAUAUAUGCAUAUCGUAUUGGAACUUCACAACAAUCCAUUAAUUAUCAUUAUAUUUAUAUAUGUUUAUAUAAAUAUUAUUACAUAUAUAUAUAAUAUAUAUAUCUAUGUAAUAUAUGUAUAUAUAAUAUAUAUAAUAUAUGUAAAAUAUACAUGAAUAUAUUCAAUAACAGAUGUAUUUUUAUCUCAACUUUUUGGAAUCGUUAAUUUUUAUCACAAUACAAGAAUGUCCGACACAUAAUUAAAAUCUAUUAAGAUUUGAUGUAUAAUGACAGAAAUGUAUAAUUCUACAUAAAACUAUAAAACAUAUAUAAAACGCAAAUACAUUUAUAUAAAAUUA